This is a messenger RNA of Camellia sinensis, 4198 nucleotides long. Its product is annotated as ankyrin repeat-containing protein ITN1. The record is from RefSeq and is a predicted model, not a curated record. Lineage: Eukaryota; Viridiplantae; Streptophyta; Magnoliopsida; Ericales; Theaceae. Gene Ontology annotation, molecular function: protein binding. Gene Ontology annotation, cellular component: plasma membrane.
AAUGCACCAAUGGCUCGCUGUUAAGGCCAUCGUCAUGGUAGUAGUCCCCGUAGCCAUGACAAACCCAAAUGUAUAAAACCAGAACCUCCACCUCCAACACCACCACCCUCCUCCGCCAUGUUUUCCGACAUUCCUCAACCCCUUAUCCGGUGAUGUAAUUAUACAUAAAAUAUUUGUAAAUUUCUUCUUUCUGACAAUCCCAACAUGCCUUCAGUCAUCGAUGAAGGGGACGAGAGCCGCGAGACGGAUCUGGAAAUGGGGCUGUGCUCGCCGUCUCCGACGCCGUUGCUGGCGCGGAUUCGAACCAAAAUUGGCACAGAGGCGCUCGGCGGAGGACCGAAUUCCGGCAAGGCACUAGUCAUGUCGAAUUCAGGCAAGCGAUUGGAUCAGCCAAAUUCAGCGAAGAAGAAGUACGUGAAGCAGGUGACGGGGAGGCACAACGACACCGAGCUUCACCUGGUGGCCCAGCGGGGGGACACGGCGGCGGUGAAGAAGGUGCUCGGCGAGAUCGGUGUGGAGUUUGGUGGUGUUGAUGUGGCGGAGAUUCGGUCAGACGUCGUGAAUGAGGUGAAUGAGCUCGGCGAGACGGCGCUGUUCACGGCGGCGGAGAAGGGGCACAUUGAUGUGGUCAAGGAGCUGUUACCGUACACCACCAUGGAAGGGAUUAGGGCAAAGAAUCGUUCGGGGUUUGAUCCGUUGCAUAUUGCCACCAGUCAAGGUCACCCAGCCAUUGUCCAGAUACUACUAGACCAUGACCCAGGGCUAAGCAAAACGGUUGCUCAAUCAAAUGUAACCCCGCUUAUAUCUGCUGCAACAAAAGGGCAUUUGGAGGUGGUUAAUGAAUUACUGUUGAAAGAUCCCAGCUUGCUAGAGAUAUCAAGAUCCAAUGGAAAAAAUGCAUUACAUUUAGCUGCCAGGCAGGGGCAUGUGGAUAUUGUGAAAGCAUUGCUCAAUAAGGAUCCACAAUUAGCAAGAAGAACUGAUAAGAAAGGACAGACUGCUUUGCAUAUGGCUGUAAAAGGGGUUAGUUGUGAGGUGGUGAAGUUGCUUCUUCAGGCAGAUGCAGCCAUUGUGAUGCUCCCAGACAAGUUUGGUAACACAGCAUUGCACAUAGCCACCAGGAAGAAACGGGCAGAGAUAGUUAAUGAGCUGUUACUCCUCCUGGACACCAAUGUGAAUGCACUAACAAGAGAUCACAAAACAGCCCUUGACAUUGCAGAAGAACUUCAUCUGUCUGAAGAAACUGCAGAAAUAAAGGACUGCUUGUCUCGUUAUGGUGCUGUCAGAGCAAAUGAACUGAACCAGCCAAGGGAUGAGCUUAGAAAAACUGUGACAGAAAUCAAGAACGAAGUCCACACCCAGAUUGAGCAAGCCCGGAAAACCAAUAAGAACAUGGACGGAAUUGCGAAGGAGCUCCGAAAGCUCCACAGGAACGGAAUCAACAAUGCUACUAACUCGGUCACUGUGGUGGCUGUUCUCUUUGUCACAGUCGCAUUUGCUGCUAUUUUUACAGUUCCUGGAGGUGAUGGUGAUAAUGGGGUGGCCGUGGUGGUGAGCAGUAUGUCUUUCAAGGUUUUCUUCAUCUUUAAUGCUAUUGCACUCUUCACAUCACUGGCUGUUGUCUUAGUGCAGAUUACACUUGUCAGGGGGGAGGUAAAAUCUGAGAGGAGGGUUGUGGAAGUGAUUAAUAAGUUGAUGUGGUUGGCCUCUGUUUGUACUUCAGUGGCAUUUAUAGCUUCUUCUUACAUAGUAGUUGGCCGGCAUCAUAAGUGGGCUGCAAUUUUUGUUACAAUUUUAGGUGGAGUUAUAAUGGCAGGAGUCCUUGGUACUAUGACAUAUUAUGUGGUUAAGUCGAAAAGGAAAGUGAGGAAGAAAGGGAAAUCGAAGCAUUACUUGGAUUUAUCUGAGUCGGAAGCAGUACAUCCAAUUUAUGCAAUUUGAUUUCAUCCCUGACAUUGUCUUGAUGUUUUGUUUUGUUUUUUGUUUUUUUUUAAAUGAAGAAAAUCAGAAGAAAAUGUGAUGCACCUUGUGUAUAAGAGGUUCUGAGCUGUAAAUUCUAGAGUAUCCUAUAGUUAUAUUAUACAUUGUUGCUUGAAUCUGCACUCUUUCAUGGAUUCAACGCAGAGUGGGUUUCUCUUUGAAUGAGAAAAUAUCAGGGUCUUUUUAUAAGCAGAUUCAGUUCUGAAUGCUCAAUUGACUUGUGAAUGUAUCUGUGAAUCAAAUUUGUGCUGAACCUAGUUAUGCAAUCAUGGUAAUUUGCUUUUGGUGAAAAUCUGAUAAGCAUUUGAUGUGCCCCCGUUUGAAAAGAUCAGAUUUGGACCCAAUAGCCAAAUUUAUUUAUAAAGGAUCAACUUUGAGUGUGCCAGUUGAUUCCACACAGCCCUAAUGCAAAGUAAGUUUUCUCAUAUGCGACUCUUAAUCAUACAUUUUCUUCAAUUGUUCCUUUAACCAAUUGUGAUCAAACUUUGACUGUCAUGGACGAUAUAAAAAUUGGCUCUCGAAACUGCCAACAGUGCCUAAGAUUUUAUGGUUGAUCAGAUGCUAUAUAUGUUACUGAUUUUGUAAUUUUGAUGAUAAAGUGAAGGUUCUUUCAUUAUUUGAUUGUGAAAAAUGAACGUCUCAAUGGGUUGUUGCAGCUCAUAGUAGAACAGAAGCCUUCAUAUCAUAAAGCUGCACAUUUUUAGAUAUUGGAUUGACAGAUAAAGAAGAUCUAGUGCUACAGAAUUAUAAAAAUUAAGGUAGGUUAGCUUCCAUUAUGGUGCUAGCUUCUUGUAGUUGGUCAGUUUAUUGUCAUUAAAAGUUGCAUUUGCUUCAUGUAAAUUUGUUCAUACAAGUCCUUAAGAACUCUGUUGAUAUGAUUGCUUCCAUUGUGUCAUAAGCUGUAAGUCCUGAAGUUCACUCUGUUGUGAACAAUCAUUAUUGGGAUUGCACGUUCUUAAGGACAGUUAACUAAGGAAUGAGGAAGAUUCAAUGCUGACAAAAAUUAAGAAAUAGAUAAACAAAUCACAUUAGGAAUAAAAUCUUUUUAUUGAUUCAAAAUUGUAUUUUAAGGUAUGGAACAUCACUAGUCUCCCCACAGAUUGAGUUCAACGAUACAUGCACAAGUUCACAUAUGUACAUACAUAUAUGUACAUAUAUUCAAUUGCAGAAAUCAUCUUACCCCUCCUUAUCACAAAAGUUGGGGAGGCUUUGGUAGCCAUGAAAAUUGCAUGUUUUCUGCAGCAAGGUGGCUACUGGAACCAUUCUUAAAACAACUGCUGUAAAGCUCUACUGGGACUACAGAUUAACAACCACCCAUACGAGGUUUGAUGCAACAAAUCAUUGUUUCAUAAUAAAGCACCAUGAUCUCUUGGUAGUAACAAUGUAGUAGUACUAGUUUUGAGCUAGAGUUUCAGAUUGUUGUUCUUUAAUUUCUUUUGCUUUUGUGAUCUCAUCAUUAGGUCUUGUGAAUUAAGAGAUUUGGGCCAUGUAACCAUCCGAUGUGAGUAGAAGAAAGCUUUCAAUUGAUGAUCCAGGUCAAUCUCCUCCAAUCAAUAGGAAAUUACAAUAGAAGGUAACUGGGUUCCUUGAAGUCAAGUCUGAUUUGUUCACUCACUUGACAGGUAGGUAAAAACUGCUCUAUUAUGUGAUUGGUUCUUCCACUAGAGUCUAUUGCUUUAGUCCCGACUUAAAGUAACCCCAAUAAAAGAACUAAUCAUAUUUGGUCCCAACUUAAAGCAAUGGACCUCAGUAAAAAUACCAAUCAUAUAAGAGGAUAACGUUCACCUACUGAACAAAUGGGUGAGCAAAAAUUUUUUUUUCUCUUGAAGUUUGUUUAUAUUUACUUUCAUCAGCUGCUUAUCCUUGUACUCACUUCCCUAUCCAUCUAUGACCUUUCUUUAGACUAUAUCUUGUGAAUCUUUUGGACAAGUCUUCAGGGAAUGGAAAAUAUAAUCAAGAAGAAAUUGCUUGGAAGUGUCUCUAGUUGCUUUGGCAUUGUGCACACUAAACUAUUAUCAGAAUAGGAAAACUCUAUUCUUACAUAGUUUUUAGGAAUUUAUGAUUAAGAUUGUGGCAGUGGUGUUUUUGAAAAUUUAAGCUACUUGAUGGCCUUCUGCUUUCAACUGAUAAGAUCAAAAGUUGCCAUAUAAUUUUGUAUUGAUUUUAUAUAAGUGUUUCUGUUUGUAUAAUAUUAUUCAUCUGAAUAUUAUUGAGGAAC